UAAGAAUAAUUCUUCAGUUAUUUUCAUUGAACGCUUGAAUUGUUAGUGAUUUCUAACUUUAUUAUAAUAAACUGGUAGUGUGAAGUUCGAUUUUGCACGAAACCAUGUCAGAUACUGACUCAUCCGAUUCUGACUCAGGGAUACGAUUUAAAACUACAUCGACACGCUAUAAAUCUGACAGUACGAGUAAAUAUUCUCCAUCUGUAGUGUCUAAACGUCUAGAUACUUCUCAUGAUGAACGCGGUCAUUCGCGGGACAAUCGAGGGAAAAAUCUAGAACGUGAUUGGAAUGAUCGACAGACGAAUCGAAGAAGUAGAAAUAGUUAUAGUCGUAGUAAAAGUCGGAGUCGUAGUAGAGAGAAUCGAAACCGCCAACGCAACGAAAAAAGUACCCUGCGAAGUAGAUCUAGAUCGAGAUCUAGAACGAGGAGCCGUAGUAAACGAGAACGGGUAUCUAUCCGUGAAAAUAGAACAUUACCAAAAAUAGUACAGCAGAUUCCAGAAUCUGAGAAACAAAAGUGUGACUCGGCCGUUUUAAUAUUAUCGCCACAAAAUGAUCAGACAGAAAAGAGAAAGACUGGUGAAGUUAGUUUUGGAUCCACUGUUCCAGAUGCAUUGGUUAAUAACAAAAGCCCUACAGAUGAACCUGCUACAGAAAAUAUUGAUGUUGAAGGUCCAGCACUUCCGCAAUUUUUUUCAAAUAUUCAUUCUGGAGAAAGCUCAAACCAUGAAAGAUCUUCACGUAUAAUUGGACCGGAACUGCCAGCUCAUUUAAAGAUUAACAGCGGAGGUCUUGAAAGCUCCGAGUCAGAGCUUUCACCUUUCUCAGAAGAAGAACAUGUUGAAGAUGAUCUUAUAGGUCCAUUGCCCGGGUCGUCAAAUUCUAAAACGAAUGAGGAAUUGGAACAGCGUGCACUGGAAUUAAAACUUAAACGGCUUGAUAAUCCGAAAAGUAUAACCGUCACAGCUCGUGAAGACUGGAUGUUGCAAUUGCCAGAUAUUCGAAAGGUAAGUGAUAUGGGGCUAGGAGCAAGACAGUUCAGGACACGUGAUAAACUAGAAAUCGGAGAUCGAUCAGUUUGGACAGACACUCCAUGCGAUAAAGAACGUAAAAAAUUAGGUUGUGAUUCAUCGCAUGAUACUAUAUCCAAACGCGAAGAAGAACACACACGCAAGAAAAUUAUUGAAUAUGAUGAACAGCAAGAGGAGCUGAUCAGAAAGCACAAAAAACAUAAACGUGAUAAAUCCCUUUUGGAUACGCAUCAGCAAAAAUUGGAGAAACAAAAGAAAAAACAAAAGAAUUCCGAACCGAUGCGAAGGCCUUUUGAUCGGAAUAUCGACCUGCAUGCGAAUCGAUUUGAUGAGGCACAAAAAAAAGCCAUUUUGAAAAAAGCAAAGCUACUUGAUACACGUUUCUCAAGCGGAGCUUCAAAAUUCCUGUAGAAAAGUGCUUUCUAUACCACUGCUACUCAUAAAUUCAUUAUAAUCACAGAGAACAGACUAAUAGGCUUGAAGAAACUAACCGAUAUUUUGUGCGUAAAAUCUACCAGUGGCACCCUCCAGAAAUAGUUUUCCAAUAGGCUCAAAACAUAUGUAUGUAAGCAAAGCCUAGGUGCUACAUUCCGUUAUCGAAACUUGACCUUCUGUUUUUAUACGACGGACUUCGCAGCCAGCUGUUAGAGUACAGGACAAUUGCAUGGCCAGUUGCUACGAUCCUAUUGACUCGCCCGAAGCAGGGCUACGCAUUUAAAAUAAUGUGAGCGAAGUCGCGUCGCGUCGCUGUCGCGUGAACUCUGUACGGGGCCCUAGAGUGCAGGACAACUGCAGGGCCGGUUGCUACGAUCCUAUUGACUCUAACAGCCUCUCCCAGUCGAGAUUCGAACAUACGACGAAGCCAGUUAGGCGUAUGACAGACAUAUGUAUGUACCGUAACCAAUAUCACUUUGUGCUGAAGUUACACAGGCUAUGAGCCAUUGCGUGGAAUUUUUUACUUUUAGUAGGUAUUUUCCCGCAAAUGGUUAAACUGAAAUUUGAAUUCAUGACCACGCAGCUAAAAUACUGCCACCUGGAUAAGUUUAGUCUAUGAUUGAAGCAAAAAUAGGAUUAAAGAGCAAGGAUUUGUUAGAAUGCAAGUGCAAGAAACAGAAUGCUUUUAGACCAUUCUUAAUUCACACUCACAUAUGGGCAGUUCCAUAAGGGUGAUGUAGCUUCGUACUCGCGAAAGAAAGAAGAGGGCUAGUUUUGACAACUUAACGCUAGUGUAAAUGGACCAUAUGAACGGUUUAAAGUAUACCAGCGCGAGAAGCAAGCAGUUGUGACUCCAAAACUAGCUAUAUUCAUUUAUCCAUUGCGAACCAUUUCUUGAUCUAGCAGAUGGAAAGUUUUUUACUUGAUGAGAGCGAAUAAGAUAAGGAUGAAGAUAAAUUUCUGUAAUUGUCUCUCAGAAAAACCAUCGUACUGUCAAAAAUAACCAUGCUUAAGAGCCGAGUUAUUUUCAUCCGGAGGGGAAAUAACUCAAAUUUUAACUAAAAAAUUGAAAAUUUCGCAAAAUGGUUUACAGCCGUUGUCAGCGACAUCAAGUUUUAGUGUACCACUUAUUGCUCGAAGGGUGCUCUCUCGAAUGAUUACUCGCGGAAUACAUAAAAACUUUUUACGUAAUUCUCGUCUAUUGCCUGCUAGUCUGUUCUCUGUUUUCUAAUGUAGAUUUUUAAGUCCUAAUAUUAAUAUACUAUCAGUUCUCAAUAAAAAAAAAUAUA
This is a messenger RNA of Sabethes cyaneus, 2755 nucleotides long. Its product is annotated as GPALPP motifs-containing protein 1. Bases 105 to 1442 code for a protein of 445 amino acids. NCBI's taxonomy places the organism in Eukaryota, Metazoa, Arthropoda, Insecta, Diptera, Culicidae. The transcript is spliced from 3 exons. The record is from RefSeq and is a predicted model, not a curated record.